Messenger RNA from Aspergillus glaucus CBS 516.65, 408 nucleotides. Its product is annotated as 60S ribosomal protein eL27. Gene Ontology annotation, cellular component: cytosolic large ribosomal subunit; ribosome. The transcript has 4 exons. Gene Ontology annotation, biological process: translation. Gene Ontology annotation, molecular function: structural constituent of ribosome. The record is from RefSeq and is a predicted model, not a curated record. The coding region runs from base 1 to 408 and encodes 135 amino acids. Lineage: Eukaryota; Fungi; Ascomycota; Eurotiomycetes; Eurotiales; Aspergillaceae.
AUGAAGUUCAUGAAAGUGGGCCGUGUGGCCAUCAUCACCCGUGGCCGUUAUGCCGGUAAGAAGGUCGUCAUUGUUCAGCCCCAAGACUCUGGCUCUAAGGCGCACCCCUUCUCCUACGCCAUCGUCGCCGGUAUCGAGCGCUACCCCUCGAAGGUCACCCGCCGUAUGGGCAAGAAGACCCUCGAGAAGCGCAGCCGCGUCAAGCCCUUCAUCAAGGUUGUCAACUACAACCACUUGAUGCCCACCCGUUACACCCUCGAGCUCGAGGGUCUCAAGGGUACCGUCACCCCCGAGACCUUCAAGGAGGUUUCCCAGCGUGAGGACGCCAAGAAGACCAUCAAGAAGGCCCUUGAGGACAGAUACACCAGCGGCAAGAACCGGUGGUUCUUCACUCCUCUGCGUUUCUAA